Molecule: messenger RNA, 2693 nt
Organism: Austrofundulus limnaeus
Lineage: Eukaryota; Metazoa; Chordata; Actinopteri; Cyprinodontiformes; Rivulidae
Gene: gpr61l
Product: G protein-coupled receptor 61-like
Exons: 2
Coding region: 674-1969 (431 amino acids)
Biological process (GO): G protein-coupled receptor signaling pathway
Cellular component (GO): plasma membrane; endosome; signaling receptor complex
Molecular function (GO): G protein-coupled receptor activity
Source: RefSeq, a predicted model, not a curated record
UGUAAYAGGUUGUAUUAAACAUCCUGUUCAUGUUGAACAAUGAUUAUAGUGUAUUAGUGUGAAACAAAUCAGUGUAAUGUAAAACAUUUAAUACUGUUAUGGUAUCUUUCAGGUUUUUGGUGACAUCAGUGAUUUAUUUAUUUUUCUAUAAAUUGGGGYUUAAAAUUAGUGUCCUUUGUAAACUGGUGGAAAGUAGGACCUGGGAAGGCUGGGAUGUAAAUGGGGACAGUGGAGUGUGUGUCUAUUGGCAGAAAGGGGAGGGUGGGGGGACACAAUGUGUGACAGUCACUGCCAUACACAGGACUGAGAGUCUGACUGAAGGAGACGUGAGCACCAGUAAGAAUAAUUAAUUGGCACAGAAAGCCAUCAYGGAUUCAGUGUUCAGUGCCUUUUUAAAGCAUGGGGAAUUUACAGGAUAUUUAUGGACCUCUACUUGUCUACAGAACAACUAAAYUGUUACCUCUUCAUAUUUAAGUGGAUUAUUUAUGGUUUGACUUUUUUUAGUGGGAAAACUUUGGCCUCCACUAGUUCAUGCUGGUUUUAAACAUUAGCGGAGCUUGAACAGAAUAAACCAGGAUUAAACCAACCAUUUAAACACCAUCCAAUCAGAGUGAAUCAUGGGAUGUUUAUUUUUAAGCCCAUUAGAGUUGCAAACAAAAGAAGACAUGAAUAAAUGAUGGCAGAUAAGACUGGUUCCAUGAUAGCUUCUGUGUCAGACCGUCCAGUUCCAAACCUCACCACAUCCCUGUGGAAGUCUCUUCCUACAGUCCCUGCAGAUGUGGGCAUCGUCACAAGCUCCCAGUCCCAGAUCAAAGACCUGUUCGGGUUGUUCUGCAUGGUGACUCUCAAUCUUAUCGCCUUGUUGGCCAAUACUGGUGUGAUGGUGGCCAUCGCUCGCGCGCCUCACAUGAAACGCUUYGCGUUUGUGUGUCACCUCUGUGCCGUGGACCUGCUUUGUGCYAUCCUCCUCAUGCCUCUGGGCAUCAUAUCCAGCUCGCCGUUCUUCGGCACGGUGGUGUUUACGGUUCUAGAGUGUCAGGUUUACAUCUUUCUCAACGUUUUCCUCAUUUGUCUGUCUAUUCUCACCAUCACCGCCAUCAGCUUGGAGCGGUACUUCUACAUUGUCCACCCAAUGCGUUACGAAGUCAAGAUGACCAUCAACCUGGCUAUUGGUGUCAUGCUCCUGAUCUGGGUUAAGUCCCUUCUCCUAGCUCUGGUCACACUGUUUGGGUGGCCGGCUUAUGGGCGUCAGAGCUCCAUCGCAGCAGGUCACUGUUCUCUUCACGCAAGCCACAGUCACCUGAGAAAAGUGUUUGCCGUGCUCUUCAGUGUGGCUUGUUUUUUAGCUCCUUCAGUGGUUAUCUUUGGUGUUUACUGUGCUGUAUACAAGGUCGCUCGUUCGGCCGCUUUGCAGCAAGUCCCUGCCGUUCCAACAUGGGUAAACACAUGUCCUGCCAAGGAUCGCUCCGACUCCAUCAACAGCCAAACCACCAUGAUCRCCACCACCUGCACCCUGCCCCAAAGACUGUCUCCAGAGAGGGCCUUCGGCGGGGGGAAAGCUGCUCUCACCUUGGUGUUCAUCGUCGGCCAGUUCUUGGUUUGCUGGCUGCCCUAUUUCAUCUUUCACCUUCAAAUGUCUCUGACCAGUUCCAUGCAGAGCCCCGGGGACUUAGAGGAGGUGGUCACCUGGCUGGCCUACUCUUCCUUCGCAGUCAACCCGUUCUUCUACGGCAUGCUGAACCGACAGAUCAGAGACGAGCUGGUGAAGUUUCGACGCUGCUGCUUGACCCAGCCUGCRGAGAUGGCGGCGUCCAGCCAGGAGGCCUCAUUUCAGGAGAACUUUCUUCAGUUCAUCCAGAGAACCAGCAGCGCAGCCGAAAGACGCUUGAGCUGCGCCAACUCAAACACCACAAACUCCCUGAACCAGCCUACCAUGAUCCCAGGACAAGUACCAGAGCAAAAUACAUAAAAUUAUGGAUGACUGUGAUGAUAUGUUGAACAUAAAGGUUUUAAAUUGUUUGGAGGCCAUUCAGUUUUAUUUAAUAUGUUGGCAUUCGACUUUAUUAGAAGCUUACUGAGUAUCACAACAAAUCUUGUGUUAAAACAACACAAACUAGUUCAGCUUAAUUUAAAGUGACAGUUCAGAUUUUUUGAAGUCUUGUGAAAAAGUUAAAAAUAAUACCUGCAGAUAGUUCCUUUAAUUUAAUUUGGAUUCUGACCAAAUUAAUGAGCUAAAGGCUGGUCUGAGAGGAACCAAGGUGAAAGUGGACUAAAAUGUUGGUGAAUUGUUUUGAAAUGGUAGUUAGUCACCAUGAUUUUGGUCUUGUUCAAAUUAACCAUCAAGUCAUCAAUCCAGUCAGAAUUAAACAUUAUUUUCCUAAAGCUAUAAAAUAUUUAACUCUUUUCACAAAAUCACCAUUUUAAAAGACCUGAACUCUUUCUUUAAUUUAACUCAUCUCAUUCAAGGUCAAUAUUCUGUACUGUAAUAAAACAAAAUAUACUUAUAAAUAAUAAUUUUACCCUGURUAUACUUUUCUUACAUGUUCCAACUGAAUUUGGUUUAAUGAUGUUUACAAAAAAUAGAAUUGUAAAAAAGUACAUUUUGAGUGUAGUUUAUACAACUAUUUAAGUGUAAAACAAAGCAUUUGUAGACCUCUUUAUAUAACUGUUCACUGGUAUUUGUAAAUGUUUGA